UGAGGAGGCUGUUUCCGCCCCUAAAGUCUUUGUGCUAUAUAAAUUUGUAUACUUCAGGCUAGAAAAAUUAAGUCUUUUGUUUAUUGUCAUGAGAUAGUUACAUCGUUGUAACAUGUUCUUUGACAUGUCCUGUAUAUACAAUAAUUCCUAGAAGUGAUUGUAUAUUUAUGUACAUCUUUUGUAUAACUCUUUUUAAUGAGACGACUACGAUUUGAAAGAAAAUUAAUGUAAUGUCUACUGAUCAUACUCAUGGCUUUACGUAUGAUGUCAGCAAUAGUGCCAAGCACACAUAAUGUGAUUGAUUCUAAUCAAAGUUAUGACCAUGCAGCAGAACGACAAAAACUAUUAGAAAAUUUAUUAGCUGCUGCAAAGAAAUGUCAUAUUAGAUUUGGUGGGCAUACCGAAUUAGCAACUGAAUCGGAUAUAUGUGUUACACAGCUCUGUUACAUAUUUGAAUCAAUCUUUAGUCAUGGAUUACGUACAAACUGUAUUGAAAAAAUCAAUUCAGCUUUAAGGCAUGUUUCAGACAUAGUGUCUGGUAGUAGUACAAAAUCAUGCAAUACAUCAGAUGUAGCAUUUUGGCCAUGUAUAAAGGAACAAUUAACAUGGCAUGAACAAGAGCGUUUUAGUGUAUUGAAAAAAGUUCAUACAGAUUAUGGUAGAGGUAGAGCAUGGCUCAGAGCUGUUUUAAAUGAACGUUCUUUAGAACGUCAUUUGCAUGCUAUACUUGAUCCUUCAAUAUUGUGUUCAUUUUAUGAAGAUUGGGCAUUUUUACUUGACCAAGAACGAAGUGCUGUAUUACCAAAUGUAGCAGCAGGACUUGGCAGUAUUUUAUUUGCAAUUAGGAUAGAUAAUGAAGAGUUGGAUAAUAAUUUAAAAAAUAAAGAAAUGGAGAGACAAAAAGUUUCACUAUCUGAACCAAUUAUAUCAUCUUCAAUACCAGAACCUACUUCAAAACGAAGGAAAAAGGUGCCAACCCAUAUAAUUUCUUUCGAUAAUGAAAAUGAUGAACAAGAAGGUAUUGAAGCUUCCAUCUCAGUUAGUGCACCUCCAACUUGUCUUAAUUCUCCUACAGUAAUAUCAACAAAAACCUCUACAUCACCCAGUUCAUCAAUUUCUCAAUUUCAAACAGACACAAAUGUCGUUACUACAAUGGCUAAUAAAGGAACUUCUGAUUGGGAAAGCAGUGAAACUUUUGAGGAAGACAAAGUAUUAACACCAGUUACAAAUACUGGUAAUAUGGGUGGACUUGUUCCUGUAUCACCUUUAGAUCAAACAUUAGAUGACAUGUUAAUAGCAUUACCAAACUACUUGGAUGAUUCGUCCGAAGUUGCAGAACCUGCAGUAGAAGCUACUGAACCCCUAACAGAUUUAGAUAUUCAUACAGAUCCUGACAAUUUGGAUAUCGAGACGUUACGAGUAAGACUCUUGGCAAUGACGGAACUAUUAGAACAAGCUAAAGAAGAUGCUAUAACUAGUAGAUCACAACUUGCUCGUUUACAAAGGCAACAUCAAAAUUAUCUUGAAAGACAUGAAUUACAAAUACAAGCAUUAAAUAGAGAAAAUGAACUACUGAGGCAACAAUUACGUAAGUAUGUAACAGCAGUACAAAUGUUGAGGAGAGAUUCAGAUUCUACUACAGUUUCCGAAGAAGAUCCGUCAUUAGAUUAUCAUUAUGAAGCUCAACAAUAUGAAGAGAAACUAAUUCAAGUUGCUGACAUGCAUGCAGAGUUGAUGGAAUUUAAUGCUAGAUUAACUUUACAAUUAAAUGAUAGAAAUAGAUUAGUUAAGUUGUUACAAGCUGAAUUAGAAUGUCUUCGUGGCCCUAUAAAUGAAGAUGACUUACCAUUGGAACCACCAUGUCUUAUACAUAUAUGGAUUCCAUCUGCGUUUCUUACCGGACAGCCUUCUGAUAUACAUCACGUUUAUCAGAUAUACGUUCGAAUUAGGGAUACCGAAUGGAAUAUAUAUAGACGAUAUGCGCAAUUUCAUACACUUUAUAGAGAAUUAAAGAAAUACGAUACAAUUGUUACUACUUUUGAAUUUCCACCAAAAAAGACAAUAGGAAAUAAGGAUGCUAAAUUUGUAGAAGAACGUCGACAAAAAUUACAACAGUGGUUAAGACGAAUUGUUGGACGAUUGGCACAAUGUUCUCCAGCAUUUGCAUCUAGACCAAGUAGACAAACACUUAUAUCAUUAAUGCCUUUCUUUGGUGAUAACCCUAAUACUGAGGAUUCGAGGAAAAAUAACUCUACAAGAAACACGUUUUCUUCUUCCCCUCAAUACAUGGGUUUAUAAUUAUUAAAGUUUUUAUAGACAAUUUGUACAUACA
This is a messenger RNA of Eufriesea mexicana, 2332 nucleotides long. Its product is annotated as sorting nexin-29. Lineage: Eukaryota; Metazoa; Arthropoda; Insecta; Hymenoptera; Apidae. Gene Ontology annotation, molecular function: phosphatidylinositol binding. The transcript is spliced from 12 exons. The record is from RefSeq and is a predicted model, not a curated record. Bases 250 to 2298 code for a protein of 682 amino acids.